This is a messenger RNA of Punctularia strigosozonata HHB-11173 SS5, 1285 nucleotides long. RefSeq lists its product as uncharacterized. Bases 8 to 1258 code for a protein of 416 amino acids. Lineage: Eukaryota; Fungi; Basidiomycota; Agaricomycetes; Corticiales; Punctulariaceae. The transcript is spliced from 6 exons. The record is from RefSeq and is a predicted model, not a curated record.
CCAGACCAUGCUCGCAACCACAGUCUCACCACUAACCGUACAACUAAGGGCAACUCUUGCUCUCUCAGAAGAGGCAGAUCAGGCGCUUGCGUCUCUCACACAUGAACACACCCAGAUCACAGCCGAGGCUCACAAUUUACGGAAGGAGCGCGACGACGCGACGAAAGCGUUACACGCAUCCAAACAACAGGCUCAGACGUGGAAGCAAGCGGUGGACGAAUGGACUGCGACCGCGGAUAGGUGGAAAGCGCAGGCAGAUAGACGCGAGCUCGUUAUCAACCAACAUGUUGAGACGAUAUCUCAGCUCGAACGUGAGUCCGAACGAUGGAAGGAACAGUGUACGAGCUUGCAGCAAACCUUCAAGGAGACGGUUUCGCAGCUGCGCAUGGACGCCGAGCAUUGGAGGGAGCAAUGUCGUCAGCUCGAACAAGAACGCCACGAACUGGCCUCAAAGCAUGAUGCACUGCUCGCAGAACAUAGGGCUCGUGCGUAUGCAACCCCAGCCAAGGCUGCAUCUUCCAGGUCGUCCCAACCAAGCUCCAAAGCGUCAACAACUACACGACGCACCUCAGCACAUGUGUCUACCUACGACGAAGAUACUGAACAACCGCGGAGCCCGACCAUGGUAGCCUAUGACAUCGUUUGGCACCCUGGCGAGCAGCGAACUUACGCGAAGGCACCCCGGCCGCAAGCAUCCAGCGCUUCUGCCGCGCAGAGCCUGCAACACUCCAUGCAGCCCGGGGAGUCUCGAUUGAUCCGACGCGUACAUGCAGUUAUCGAAGUGCCUGUAAAGGAUGAAGACGACGAGAGCGCCAGCCGCGGUGCCCUCCGUUCUCAGUCAGGCUCACACUCCGCCGCUGAAUCAGACGCCGAUGAGCCAAGCCAGCAGCCGGAGCGGGGGAAGAAACGGCCACGUCGGGAGAGCGCACGCCGCGUGAUCUCGUACGACGACGCGUACACGAACGAUGAUCUUGACGACCCUUCCGAUGAGGAUGCUAGGGUGCCUUCCGCAAGCCGCCGACUCAAGCGACUUACCGUCGAAGACGACGAGGACGAGUUGAUGAUUGGCGCAAAGAAUGAUCGACAAGAAAUAUACGGUAGACAGCGUGUUGGCGAAUCUGCGCGACCACGCAAAAUCAGACAAACAGCCGGCGCGGGUGCUUCUGGCACUGCACGGGCCUUGUCAGCAGGCAAGAAACAUCCUCCAGGUCGGGAGCCGACCACCACAAAGGCCGGAAAGCCAAAGAAGAAUCGGUGAUGCGUGAAAAGUACACGCUACUGAACG